Messenger RNA from Portunus trituberculatus (swimming crab), 1136 nucleotides. RefSeq lists its product as uncharacterized. Lineage: Eukaryota; Metazoa; Arthropoda; Malacostraca; Decapoda; Portunidae. Bases 15 to 368 code for a protein of 117 amino acids. The record is from RefSeq and is a predicted model, not a curated record. The transcript has 2 exons.
UGAAGUUUCGAAGAAUGGCAGCGAGAUUUCGAGACAGCCGUUGGACGAAGCAGCCACCGCCGCCCGCCAAUCGCUCAGUCGCCCACAUCCAGGCUUGUGUCGGUGUGAAGGGUAGUGGUGAAAGAGUGUACUGGAGUCGUCCCUGUUUGUUUCUCCUGGAUUUUAUACGCGAGUCCCAGAUAUAUUGUGUCUUUUGUUUGUUUGAUUACUUUUUGUUUGUAACGUGUUUGGUGUACAUAUUAAGAGACCGCAGAGAACAGGACAACAAGGAGUCUAGGAGCAGUGCAUCAAGUGCUUUAGAGUGGAUUGAGUGGAACCACAUCCAGUUCCCUGCAUACCUAGUUACCUUACUGUGUCAUGACAUCUGAAGGCCCCUACACCUGCCUUCUCCCUGGACAGCCACUUGGUGCUUCCUGGGCUGAUACCUACCAUCUCUCCCACCCUCAGAGGAUGAUCCCUGCAAACUAGUAGGCCAGUGUAUCCCUCUCCAUCCACCACAAUCCUCAUAUCACUGCCAUACAGAUAAGCUAUUUCCUUCUCCCAGCUAUGAUAGUUGCGUAGGUCCCAUUUUUUGGUCAUCACUCAGAGCAUGUAGAAAUAGAUGCUUCUUACUAUAAGUAUUUAUCCUCAUGUUUGUCCUGCUUCCCCAUCCAUCUUAUAUUAUAGACUGUAUAUUUCCCACUUUGAUAACCUUAAUUCUGUUUUCUUUACAGUAAAAACCUACUUCCAACUUCCUCAGCAGCACAGUUACGUAUUUAUUGACGUACUAACUCACUCUCGCUAUCUCGUCUUGCUAUAAAUCAGUUGCACUUUGCAUUCCACUUUCAGUUUUGUUUAUUUUUAUUUCUAUUUCACUCUUCAGAUUUGUUUAAUGAACAUGUCAUAACUCAAGCACCAGUAAAAUUAAGUAGAUACCAACGAAACUUGACAUCUUGACAAGAUAUGGAUAAGAAAACAGGAAUGUUAACUUGUAACAUAUAUUUCAUAUAACAACUUUGAAAAAAGGGCAAAAACAAAACUCCAUUCCAUUAGUGCCAAGUUGUUGGCCACCAACCUGCAGUGGUACAACAGAACACUUGUCUGUCAAUGAAUGAUAACUGGUUUCAUAUGUAAAAAAAAAAAAAUUUCACUAUGAA